AUGGACGGGGGUCCAGGGCCUACAGCCUCCAAAGUCCCGGAGCAUCGCCAACGCCCCCAAGCGUUACAAGUUGAUCAAGUACCAGAUACGAGGGCUCGAAGAUGCCCCGGCGGUCUCUGUUGGCUGAUCGUGAGGUUUCCUUGCCUGGCGGUGGUCGUCUUCAGCCAAACCAGGACUUUUAUAAGACCGGCUGGCGCGUCUCAUAGAUAUUCCUCUCGCAUUCCAACAAAGACCGUCCGGUCUGCAUAUCAAUCCCACAUGCACUUUGCAACAGAGACGCAGCUCGUGGCCAAAGAUGACUCGUCAAUCCCGCGACUUGGAGGAUGCGACCUCGCUCUUCGCGAACGACGGCAAACUGUUCAAAAGAGGAUGUUCGUCCGUCAUUUGCUUGAAGCCCACGCCGUCGACCAUUUCUGCUAUUCGAUCUUGCUGGCGCGCUCUGACGUUGGCGUGGAGUCUGCAGCGUCUAUCCUAUCCAGAGCCAACACGCUUGAGCUGCUGGUGAAUUCUCGAUUAGGAUGCCAUUCCGCUGCUGUCGAUAUGCUGAUUGUUCUCUGGUUGUUGCUGUUCAUGCUGCACCGUCGCAACUAG
Molecule: messenger RNA, 591 nt
Organism: Uncinocarpus reesii 1704
Lineage: Eukaryota; Fungi; Ascomycota; Eurotiomycetes; Onygenales; Onygenaceae
Exons: 1
Coding region: 1-591 (196 amino acids)
Source: RefSeq, a predicted model, not a curated record